UUCUUUCCUGCCUUGAGUCUGUGUGAGGCUCUCGCUUUGAUUUUGAGGCGUUUUACAACAAAAACAUAAUAGAUACAGCGAAAGAAACGGCUCGACAGCUUUGGUAAAUUGUUUUGCUUCACGAUCUUCGGUGGACAAAUACAUAAUUUCCUGGAUGUUGAGGUGGCUGGCAGGCUAGCCAGCUAGCAAAGCUACAUAAACAAAUCACAUUUUACAAGCUGCCCAGUCUCAAGGUCUCAGCAGGUGCUGUGAAGGUGAAGUUCCAUGCUGAUUAAUGAAAGUAUCCAUCGUGCUCUCUACAAUCUACAAGACAAAUGUUUGUCUGCCUGUGGAAGAGGUUUGAUUAAGGAUACACACAUUUUAUCAACAGAUCUGUGUGCCUUGCCACCAUGUUCUGGAAGUUCGACCUGCACAACACCUCCCACAUCGACAAGCUACUGGACAAGGAGGAUGUGACGCUGCGGGAGCUGAUGGAGGAGGAGGAUGUGCUGCAGGAGUGCAAGGCCCAGAACAGGAGGCUGCUGCUCUUCCUCAGCCAGGACCACUGCAUGCAGGAGCUGGUGGCCCUCAUCACCCAGGAGCCGCCGCAGGACAUGGAGGAGAAGAUCCGCUUCAAGUACCCCAACAUCGCCUGCGAGCUCCUGACCUCGGAUGUGAACCAUAUCAACGAUAAGCUGGGCAGCGACGAGUCUCUGCUGGAGACGCUGUACCGCUUCCUGGAGCAGGAGCCCCCGCUCAAUCCCCUGCUCGCCAGCUUCUUCAGCAAAACCAUCGGCAACCUCAUCGCCCGCAAGACGGAGCAGGUCAUCGCUUUUCUGAGGAAGAAAGAUGGGUUCAUAAAUCAGGUGCUGAAACACAUGGACACGUCCGCCAUGAUGGACCUCCUACUACGUCUGAUCAGCUGUGUGGAGCCUGCCCCCUUGAGGCAGGAGGUCCUCAAUUGGCUGAAUGAAGAGAAGCUGAUUCAGAGACUCAUCGAGCUCAUUCACGCAGGGAAAGAUGAGGAGAGGCAGUCCAACGCGUCACAGACGCUGUGCGAUGUGAUCCGCCUGAGCCGGGACCAGGCCCUGCAGCUGCAGGAGAGCAUGGAGCCUGACCCGCUGCUCGCCGUGCUCGAGUCGCAGGAGAGUGUGGAGGAGCUGCUGAAGAACAUGUUCGAGGGGGAGAGGAGCGAGGCCUGCAUCGUCAACGGAACUCAAGUGCUACUUACCUUACUAGAAACCAGGAGGCCCGGGGUCGAAGGACUGAUGGACCUGUGUUCUCAGGGAUUUGAAAGGUCUUACACUGUCAAUAGCAGCAUACUACACGGUAUUGAGCCUCAUCUAGAAGAAUUCCAUCAGCUUCUACUGGAGCCUCCCAAGAAAAGUGCAAUACUGACGACGAUCGGGGUGCUGGAGGUGCCUCUGGGGAACGCCAGGCUGCAGGUGGCCCGGCUGGUGGCUGCCCUGCUGCACACCAGCACCCCCUCAAUCAGCCAGGAGCUGUGCCGCCUCAACACCAUGGACCUGCUACUAGAUUUGUUUUUUAAGUACACCUGGAAUAACUUUUUACACCUCCAAGUGGAGCUGUGUGCGGCGGCCAUCCUGAACCACUCUGCCCAGGAGGAGAAGCCGAGGUCCAGCCCAGAGAAGGAAGCGGAGGGGCCGGGCCAGAACAGCAGCCCAGAAACACCCGACAGCUCAGGACACAACAUCCUGGUUGCCCAUCUCUUCCAGAAGUGUCGCCUAGUGCAAAGGAUACUGGAUGCCUGGGAGGAAAAUGACAAAAUCCAGGCAGAAGGGGGGAUGAGAAGAGGCAACAUGGGGCACCUGACCAGGAUAGCCAACACUGUGGUACAGAACAUGGAGAAGGGCCCUGUCCACACACAGAUCAGCCAGCUCAUCAAAGAGCUGCCAGAGGAUUGCAGAGGCCGCUGGGAGAGCUUUGUGGACCAGACCCUGCCCGAAACCAACAGGAGGAACACAGUGGACCUGGUGAGCACGCACAACCUGCACUCCUCGAGUGAGGAUGAUGACAUGGAGAGCCCCUUCCCCAAUGAGCUGUCUCUACAGCAGGCGUUCUCAGACUAUCAGAUCCAGCAGAUGACAGCCAACUUUGUGGAUCAGUUUGGAUUUAACGAUGAGGAAUUCGCAGAACAUGAUGACAAUAUCAAUGCCACAUUUGACAGGAUUGCAGAAAUCAACUUCAAUUUAGAUGCUGAUGAUGACAGUGCCAACGCCGCUGUGUUCGAAGCCUGCUGCAAGGAGAGAAUACAGCAGUUUGACGACAACGAGGAGGAAGAGGACAUCUGGGAAGAAAAGGAAAUAAACUAUGCAACACAAGUCAAGUCCAGAACGAGGUUCGGGGUCUCUCGCACCUCAGACAGCUCCUCCAGGGUUGACGUGGAGAACGGCCAGCAGGACCAGAGUGACGGCUCUGACGAGGAGGAGGCGGGGCCUAAAGACGCCGCCACCGACGCGGAGAACAACAAGAACAAGAGCCAGGCGGAGAACCAGCCGGCCGACUCCACGGAGGGCCCGGGCUGGACGGCCAGCUUUGAGGAGGGGGUGAGCUCCAAGGCCCCUGUGGCCUGCGUGGUUCUGGAUGUGGGCUCCAGCGUGUGGGACUCAGCUGGUCCCAAGCACAGCGCUGCGGAGAGCGAGGACAAGGGCUGGGCCAAAUUCAGCGACUUCCAGCCCUUCUGCUGUUCAGAAUCGGGCCCCAGGUGUAGUUCCCCUGUGAAUUCGGAGGGUACCGACUCUGAGGGACGUCCGAAGCAGAGCCAGGACAAGAACUUCAAGACGUCGUCCCCGUGUGCCUGGAACGUGUGUGUCGCGAGGAAGGCUCCGCUGGUCGCCUCGGACAGCAGCUCCUCGGGGGGCUCCGACAGCGAGGAAGAGGAGGAGAAGGCCGACAUCGUCACGGAGACCGUCACCACGGGCGCUGGCAAAGACACCAUCAAACUCACCACGGAUGCCAAAAAUGAGAAAGCUGUUUUCACAAGCGGUGACGUGGACUCCGUGCCCAUGGAUAAGCUCAGCGUGGCGGACGGGCCGCAACAGGGGGCGGAGCCUGCCAGAGACCCGCCGAGCGCCACGGCCGCAGACAACACUGCGACCAGCCUCACUGUGACCGACAGGAAAGCGGAGCCGGUCUCGGCGGUGGAGCCGUCUCUGAACGGGCCGGCCUGACCGCCCCCCCUCAGCAGGACAGGUCGGACCCACGCUGUGCCGCUUCCAUUCUACUCCAAAAACCUCUCGAUGCAACUUCUGCAUUUCAAUAAUUAAUGCUGCGAUGUUAUUGGACCCUGCCAAUCAGGACCAGUGUAGGGAGGGGAUGGGGUGGGGAGGGGGUGAAGACAGGAAAAAAAAAAAAAAAAAA
Molecule: messenger RNA, 3360 nt
Organism: Megalops cyprinoides (Indo-Pacific tarpon)
Lineage: Eukaryota; Metazoa; Chordata; Actinopteri; Elopiformes; Megalopidae
Product: serine/threonine-protein phosphatase 6 regulatory subunit 2-like
Exons: 24
Coding region: 390-3170 (926 amino acids)
Cellular component (GO): cytosol; nucleus
Molecular function (GO): protein phosphatase regulator activity; protein phosphatase binding
Source: RefSeq, a predicted model, not a curated record